AUGCAUGGCUUACUUGAGAAUUUGAAGUUGAAGUUGAAGUUGAGGAAUCUCCAGGUCGAAGCAGAGAAGCUAUUGGAGUCCCUAGAAGAGAACGGAACUGGUAACCAGUGGAUUGAUGUCCUCUUUGUCUACACGAAAGAUCCAAAGCUCGACGAAGAGCAUGACAGAGUUAUCGGGGCCCCUUUGAACAUCCCAUUUGUUGCGCUUUACGACCGAUACCCAGGACAAGGGGAAGGUGACAUCCUUAUUCAAAUGGAAGAAUUUCGAAACAUCACCAAGUUGCUAUUCUAA
Molecule: messenger RNA, 291 nt
Organism: Penicillium nucicola
Lineage: Eukaryota; Fungi; Ascomycota; Eurotiomycetes; Eurotiales; Aspergillaceae
Exons: 2
Coding region: 1-291 (96 amino acids)
Source: RefSeq, a predicted model, not a curated record